This is a messenger RNA of Rhodotorula toruloides NP11, 507 nucleotides long. Its product is annotated as NADH:ubiquinone oxidoreductase 21kD subunit. The coding region runs from base 1 to 507 and encodes 168 amino acids. NCBI's taxonomy places the organism in Eukaryota, Fungi, Basidiomycota, Microbotryomycetes, Sporidiobolales, Sporidiobolaceae. The record is from RefSeq and is a predicted model, not a curated record. The transcript has 5 exons.
AUGCCUGCUCGCGACGGCAUCAACGACCUCGACACGCCGUACCCGGUCGUCGAUGCGGACCCGCACUUCAAUCGCGUCAUGAGCUACAUGCGGCCGUCCGAGUACGCCCUGUGGGCCGCGGGCACUGCUGCUUUCCCCGCCGCCAUCUACGGUCUCGAACUCGCCGACCCGUCCAGGCUCGGCCCUCGCGGCCUGAGGCCCACACUCAAGAUCGCGACCUGGCUCGGGUUCGCAGGCGGCUUCCUCCUUGCGUACCAGACCACUUCCUUGCGCCUUUGGGGCUGGAGGGAGAACGAGCGCGAGCAGGUCCGCGACAAGGAGGAGCUCACGCAGCUGGCCAAGGAGGGCAAGCCUCUGUACGGCGAGAGCGACUUGCCUCCGUACAUCCAGGGCGUCGCGCACAGGAACAGCUUGUGGUCGCAGAUCAGGUUCGGGAUCAUGCCCUGGUUCAACUUUGUCCACCACCCCUACCACGGCACCGACCAGUCCAAGUACAAGGAGGAGUAG